AUGGGAGUUUUUACCUUCGUCCUCAACAAAACUGGCGCUGAAUGGAGCGCAAAGCAACACUCUGGUGACAUCGAGGCCUCCGCCGCCUCUACCUUCGAGAUCCAACGCCAGCUUGUUAAGGCUGCUCUCGCAGUUGAUUCAUCUGGCGGCGUUCGCUCCUCUUACUCUCCGGUUUCUCCCUCAUCUGCCGUCUUCCAGGUGAUAGUUGGUGGUGCUGUAAUUGUUGGAGGUGGUGCUGCUGCAGCUGCUCCCGCAGGAGGUGCUGCCCCAGCUGCCGCUGCUGCUCCGGCAGCCUCAAAGAAAGAAGAGAAGGUAGAGGAAGAGGAGGAAGAUGACGAUAUGGGUUUCUCCCUAUUUGAUUAG
This is a messenger RNA of Vicia faba (fava bean), 363 nucleotides long. The record is from the annotation of a GenBank genome assembly. Lineage: Eukaryota; Viridiplantae; Streptophyta; Magnoliopsida; Fabales; Fabaceae.